This is a messenger RNA of Eruca vesicaria subsp. sativa (arugula), 278 nucleotides long. The record is from the annotation of a GenBank genome assembly. NCBI's taxonomy places the organism in Eukaryota, Viridiplantae, Streptophyta, Magnoliopsida, Brassicales, Brassicaceae.
GUGGAAAUAGGGGAAGGGGUCAGAUUUAUCCUGAUGGUAGCAAAAGUAACAAUACAGUUUAUAAUGCUACGGCAGGAGGGAUAAUAAGCAAAAUUUUACGAAAAGAAAAAGGGGGAUACGAAAUAACCAUAGUGGAUGCAUCGAAUGAACGCCAAGUAAUUGAUAUUAUCCCUCGAGGACUAGAACUUCUUGUUUCAGAGGGCGAAUCCAUUAAACUCGAUCAACCAUUAACGAGUAAUCCUAAUGUGGGUGGAUUUGGUCAAGGGGAUGCGGAAAUA